AUGUCAGCCGCACACUACUCUGAGCUCGUCCGUGGCUUUGCCCUCACCGGCGAAGACGGCAACCAUAUCCUUGUAUCUGAACAACCAGAUAAGGCUAUCGAUAGUGAAGACACCAGCAACGUCCUCCUGGUAGAUACCAACGAAGUGGAAGAUGAUUUCGAGGGGGAUGUACCCCCCGAGGAAGAAAAAGCCACUCUUCGAAAAGUUCCCGGUAAAGUCAAUGCUGCAGGAUACGCCCUGUGCUUUGUUGAAGCUGCAAACUACGCUUCCUAUUACGGAGUCACAGGAGUGUUCCUCAAUUUCAUCCAACGUCCUCUUCCUGCAGGAGGUAAUGGAGCGGGGGCGCCACCAGCUGGCACACAACAAUCAGCCGGUGCUCUGGGUAUGGGACUUCAGACUGCCAACGCUCUUACGGUCACUUUCCAAUUUUUGGUCUUCUGUACUCCACUCCUCGGAGGUUAUCUUGCCGAUGUCAAGCUCGGAAGGUACCGUGGUCUCUGGGUAGGUAUUAUCAUUGGCUUCGCCUCACACAUGCUCCUGGUCAUUGCUUCGAUUCCAAGUGUCAUCACCGGAGGUCAUGCUAUCAUCCCUUUCGUUAUCGGUAUGAUCUGUUUGGCAAUCGGCUCGGGGUUCAUCAAGCCUAGUGUGGCACCUCUGAUAGCCGAUCAAUCAACCGUCAAACGUCAGACUGUCAAAAUGCUUCCUUCAGGUGAAAAAGUCAUUGAGGACCCCGGGGUGACGGUGGAACGCAUGCUUUUGCUAUAUUAUCUUUUCGGAAACGCAGGAGCAUUUUUCUCAAUCGCAACAUCUUACACUGAAAAGAGGAUAGGAUUCUGGCUUUCUUUUAUGCUACCUGGGAUUUGUUUUCUUCUUCAACCUCUGGCUUUGCUCUACGCUCGAAAACGAAUCACUCAUUACCCUCCUUCUGGCUCGUCGGUCGGUGAUGCGUUCAAGGUACUUCGUCAAGUGGCCGGGCGUGUCAAAGGUCUAAAUUUCAAAUCGGCUGAUGAUGCUUGGGAGAGCGUGAAACCUUCGAACCUCCGUGCAAAAGGUGAAUACGCACAACUCGCCGCCAAACAUAAACCGGGUUAUUUCAGCUACGACGACCAAUCCGUCGACGAGGUCAAAGCUACCUUGAAGGCUCUACGGGUAUUCAUUUUCCUUCCCGCUUGGUAUCUUGCAGAUGGAGGCACCAACUCCAUUCUAACGAACAUGGCUGGCUCAAUGACUACCAACGGUUUACCAAACGAUUUGUUGAACAACUUCAACCCUAUCACAACUGUUUGUGCUAUUCCCGUAUAUAAUUACGUGCUUUAUCCCACAUUGCGUAAGAUGGGUAUCAACUAUGGUUAUAUCAAGAGAAUUUCCGUCGGAUUCUUGAUCGGUGCGAUCCUCAAUGCCGUCGCAGCAGUCUUGCAAUGGCAAGUGUACGAGACCAGUCCCUGUCGAUACGCUGCGACGGAAUGUAAUAUCGGUACCGGGGUAUCACCACUGGUGAUAGUCGCCAUUCCCUUCAUACUACAACCUCUCGGUGGUAUUUUCAUCAGUAUCAGUUGUUAUGAGAUGGCCUAUACGAUGAUUCCACCAAGGAUGAAAGGUACAAUCAUCGCCUGUGUCUUCUUCACUAGUGCUAUCUCUAAGGCAAUCGUACUGGGCUGCACUCCAGCAUUCAAAGAUCCCAAUCUGACCUGGGUGUUCGUCGGUAUCGGUUGUGCGAAUCUGGCAGCAUCCGUAGCGAACUUUGUGUUCUUCCGCGAUCUCGAUAAUGUCGCGAAGGAGACCAACUUGCAUAGAAUGGACUUGACCCAAGAAGAGGUUGAGCGAACGAAAGGAAAGGUGUGA
Molecule: messenger RNA, 1842 nt
Organism: Kwoniella mangroviensis CBS 8507
Lineage: Eukaryota; Fungi; Basidiomycota; Tremellomycetes; Tremellales; Cryptococcaceae
Exons: 10
Coding region: 1-1842 (613 amino acids)
Biological process (GO): transmembrane transport
Cellular component (GO): membrane
Molecular function (GO): transmembrane transporter activity
Source: RefSeq, a predicted model, not a curated record